Eublepharis macularius is the source of this 1242-nucleotide messenger RNA. RefSeq names its product putative nuclease HARBI1. The record is from RefSeq and is a predicted model, not a curated record. The transcript is spliced from 2 exons. Bases 1 to 1242 code for a protein of 413 amino acids. NCBI's taxonomy places the organism in Eukaryota, Metazoa, Chordata, Lepidosauria, Squamata, Eublepharidae.
AUGCAUCUGCAUGCAGCAUAUCUAAGACGUGUACUGCGGAGGCGAAAGCACUAUGUCAUGUUCAGAGAGGAAAUGUCUCACCGGCAGAAGCGGCGGCAAAUGCUCGCCAGUCGAAGACGCAGAUUUCAGAGAGAACUGUGGCUAGCUUUGGCUGAGGAGCAUGUGCCCAGGAAGUGUUGGGUCACCGCGAAAAGUCAGGACUGGUGGGAUCGCAUUGUCCUCUGCACCUGGGACGAUGAGGAAUGGAUUGAGUGUUUUAGAAUGACCAGAGCGACCUUUGAGUACCUCGUACGGAUUCUCAGACCACGUCUUGAACGGCAGAAAACAAAAUUCCGUGAUCCCAUCACUGUUGAGAAACGGGUUGCAGUGGCAAUCUGGUGUCUGGCCACCGGCAGCUGCUACAGACAAGCCAAAGAUCAAUUUGGCAUCGGCGUUUCCACUGCGGGGACUGCUUUUCUGGAGGUGUGCUAUGCACUGGAGGCAGAGCUUCUGUGCAAGACAGUGUGCUUGGGAACAGCGGUUGGAACGGUGAUGGAUGGAUUUUCCGCCCUCGGAUUCCCGCACUGCGUUGGAGCUAUAGAUGGUUCCCAUAUUCCGAUUUGCGCUCCAGGUGGAAGUCCCGAACAAUAUGGAAACCGAAAAAAAUUUUCAUCUAUACUUCUUCAGGGUACGGUAGACCACAGAGGGAGAUUCAUUGACACCGAAAUCGGUUGGAGCGGCAAAAACCACGACGCGUUCGUGUUCAGGAAUUCUGCCAUAUGUGCUGCGAUGGAUGCCGGGACAUUUGUUCCAGGAAACCCUUGCCUGCAUCUGGACGGUGUGACGGUGCCACCGAUUGUCAUUUCUGACGGCGCUUAUCCAAUUAGGAGAUGGCUUAUGAAGGCCUAUGGCACUCAUGCUGAAACUGAGGCACAUAGGAACUUUGAUCGUGCGCUGUCUCGCGCUCGCAAUGUGGUGGAACGCAGUUUCGGGCGUUUGAAAUCAAGAUUUCGUUGUUUAGCUACACGGCUGAACUGUAGAGAGGAGAACGUGGUAACGGUGGUUUCUGCCUGUGUUAUACUUCACAAUAUCUGUGAGGAACGUGGUCACCAAUUGCUUGGUGAUUGCGGAGAUCCAAGGCCAGUUAUGGUGCCUCCGGAGGAGGAUGCUGUCCUGGAACAGGACCGGUCUCACCUUGAGGAGGGGAAAAUUGUCCGAGAUGCUUUGUCAAAAUUCAUGUAUAAUAACAAUUCAAGAAUCUAA